GCGUCCAGGGCACAGGGCACCAGUAGCAGCGCCGGCGCAGCCCACACUGGUCGCUCCCCAACAGCACGCAGCAGGUAGCACGAAGCAGGCGUUAGCACCUGCAGCGCCCUCUCCGACUACCUAAGCAGGCCGUUGUCUGUACACUGAAACACUCAGACCCUGAAACUGCAAAAUGAAGACCGGACUCCCUACUCCGGAGCAAGUGGCCUACGUGCGGAAGCAGCUGGGGACUAGCGAAAACGACAUCAGAGUGGCCAUCAUGGUGAUACGGAAGUGGCUGAAAAUGCAGCCGCACUUACCACAAAAUAUCGAUGACGCUCGGCUCGAACGCAUGUACAUCAACUGUAAGUGUAGUUUGGAGCGUGUCAAGACCUCCGUAGACGCCUACUUCUCCCUCAAGAACAGGUACCCAGAGCUGCUCAUGAACAGGAAUCCCAGAGAAAUCAUAGGAGUGUGUAAGAAAUUCAUCACGAUGUUCCCGAUGCCGCGGCUCACAGACGGCUGCCUGCGGGUGUCGGUAACGACGAACAUAUGCGAGAACCCGGACGACUACGACCCGCUCGUCAUGAGCAGAGCCAUCCUGCUGUGGUCGGAGCUGAUGCUGCGCGAGGACUACUCGCUGGGCGACAUAAUGAUCCUCGACAUGAAGAACGUGCAGGCGGGGCACGUCCUCAAGACGGGCAUCGGGCUGCUGCGAGGCCUCGAGAUGAUCUACAGGGGAGCUUACUGCCGGAGGAUAAAGGCGCUGCAUUUCGUCAACGCACCAAAGGUUAUGGACAUGAUAAUGACGCUUGUAAGAGCAGCACUACCGGAAAAAAUAAGGAAGAGGGUGAUGACUCAUCUGCCUGGAUCAAAUACUCUGUUUGACCAUUUGCCAAGGUCAAUGGUACCAAAUGAACUGGGAGGCACUGGUGGGCCAGCUGAAGAGCUAGCAGAGGACCAUCGCGAGAGGUACUGGCCACUGGUGGACUGGUUCAUGGAGCAGGACCAGUUCGUCUCGGACGAAAGCAUGCGGCCGCACAACAUGAGCUGUGGCAUGGAGAACGGAUUCAGCGUCGACGGCUCCUUCAAGAAGCUGUGCAUCGACUAGACGGGACGAGUAACGUAGCCAGUGGUGUGCAAACCAUUAGUGCCAUCUGCACAACAAUUCGCUUCCCAGUUACCAGUGUACGCAGAGACUCAUUCACGGAGUGCUCCAGUAUUAAUGAACGAUCGUCCGAAGCGAUCGUUGCUUCCGUAAUGUUGUUUGUAAAUAUCUUAUGUGUCCUUGCUAUGUUACUCUUAAUGAUUACUGUUACAGAGCGUGGAAUACCUUUCCAGUGUUUACAAAGUGUCAGUCUGUUAAUACUGUUACAACAUACCCGUGAUAAAACAAAUUAACAUCCCUUAUAUUUUGAACGUUUUCCGUGUUAACAUAUAUGAUAGAGAAUAACUAUGCAAAUGUAUGUACACAAUUUUUAUUUAUUAAAUACGCAUGCAAAUUUUAAAACAUCAA
Schistocerca gregaria is the source of this 1495-nucleotide messenger RNA. RefSeq names its product alpha-tocopherol transfer protein-like. The transcript has 7 exons. Bases 173 to 1090 code for a protein of 305 amino acids. Gene Ontology annotation, molecular function: phosphatidylinositol bisphosphate binding. Gene Ontology annotation, cellular component: membrane. Lineage: Eukaryota; Metazoa; Arthropoda; Insecta; Orthoptera; Acrididae. The record is from RefSeq and is a predicted model, not a curated record.